AUGACCAAGUCCCCACAUAGAGAAUAUGCAGGGUUUUUCCAGUUUUUGGCUUCAACAGCAGGUUUGAUCUUUAUACUUAUAUGGUCUAUAAUUCCUACAUCUUACGAGUCGGAAAAUCCGAGCGAUGAGAGCUCCAAUUGUCUCCGAAGUGUCUUACACACAUUACUGGAUCUGUUACCGCAAAGGCAUUGGAUAGUAACCAUCGAAUGUAUUGUUUUAAUGGGAAUGUUGGCAAUUUAUUUGGGUAUUUUGACAUACAACGAAGAUGUGUUGACGGUGCCCUUGCAUGACAUUAGUACAAUCACGGAUCGCAAGGCUAAACUAGCGAAACCUAAUACUUAUGAAGAGUUCAUUAAGAAGUAUGCAUUUUCAGAAACUAGCGGUGUGCUUGACCUACCAGUUACGGAUGUAUGUAAAAUGUUGUAUGAGACUACAAACGGCAAGGAUUUGCAAAAUCCACCCAAUUAA
Messenger RNA from Lachancea mirantina, 468 nucleotides. NCBI's taxonomy places the organism in Eukaryota, Fungi, Ascomycota, Saccharomycetes, Saccharomycetales, Saccharomycetaceae. The record is from the annotation of a GenBank genome assembly.